UAAACACAUAUAUCGAUGACGUAGUGCACAUCGGAAACCCGGAAUAAUUACAGAUGAAAACAGAAUCAGUGCAGUUUUUAUCGGUUUAUGGCAUUUGCUGGCGAUUCUUUGGUACUCAGAAUCCCAAUGCAAAGGAGAAGUCAAAACGCAGAUGUUAUUUCGGUUUCUUCGUGGAAUGAUAGUGUUCUUAGCCUCAACAAUGACGGUGCCUCAUCAAGUGCCAUAAGCAAUGCCAAUGGCAAUGAACAUCCCACAGCGGCUACUAGUACUACAAGUACUACUGGCACUCGAUCUUUAUCUUCGGACAAGGGUACAUUAGCUGCUGCUAUGGAUCUGUUAAAAUUCAGAAAGAAGAAAAAGCACAUAGAAACUGACCAUGAACCAGAGGAUAUACUCGCCGGAAUGCACAGGGUACAUUUGAAUGAAUACACAGAACCUAGUCCAACGACUAGUAGUAGUAGUAGUAGCUUUGUUGAUGUGGCGAAUUCGUAUUUGCCCGAGCACACAGAUACAGACACAAACCAAAAGAAACAUUCUGAUAAGAAGCAUCAUAGACAUCAUUAUUUUAGCCAUCAUAGGCAUAAAAAUUACCAAACUCCUGUGAGAACUAUAAGCACUAUAGAUGCUGGCCCUCCAGUAGAGUAUGUGCCUAAUGAAGAUCAAAUGGAUAAAGUGAAAACAAAAAUUAUGUCAGCAUGGAAUAAUGUGAGAUAUGGUUGGACAGUGAAAACCAAGACUCACUUCAACCAUCAACAUCCUCUUUUUCUGCUUGGGAAAUGUUACCAUGCCAAAAAUGAAGUUGGAUUUGAAACGGAGACUGAUAAACAGCAUCCCCCUGACAUAGAGCUUUUUAAACAGGACUUCAUCAGUAGGAUAUGGUUCACAUAUAGAAGAGGAUUCCCCACAAUUUCAGGCUCCCAGUUCACAACAGACUGUGGCUGGGGCUGUAUGUUACGCAGUGGACAGAUGAUGUUGGCUCAAGCUUUAAUUAUGCAUUUCCUUGGGCGAGCGGCUACUAGUACUACGAGUACUACUGGCACUCGAUCUUUAUCUUCGGACAAGGGUACAUUAGCUGCUGCUAUGGAUCUGUUAAAAUUCAGAAAGAAGAAAAAGCACAUAGAAACUGACCAUGAACCAGAGGAUAUACUCGCCGGAAUGCACAGGGUACAUUUGAAUGAAUACACAGAACCUAGUCCAACGACUAGUAGUAGUAGCUUUGUUGAUGUGGCGAAUUCGUAUUUACCCGAGCACACGGAUACAGACACAAACCAAAAAAAACAUUCUGAUAAGAAGCAUCAUAGACAUCAUUAUUUUAGCCAUCAUAGGCAUAAAAAUUACCAAACUCCUGUGAGAACUAUAAGCACUAUAGAUGCUGGCCCUCCUGUAGAGUAUGUGCCUAAUGAAGAUCAAAUGGAUAAAGUGAAAACAAAAAUUAUGUCAGCAUGGAAUAAUGUGAGAUAUGGUUGGACAGUGAAAACCAAGACUCACUUCAACCAUCAACACCCUCUUUUUCUGCUUGGGAAAUGUUACCAUGCCAAGAAUGAAGUUGGAUUUGAAACGGAGACUGAUAAACAGCAUCCCCCUGACAUAGAGCUUUUUAAACAGGACUUCAUCAGUAGGAUAUGGUUCACAUAUAGAAGAGGUUUCCCCACAAUUUCAGGCUCCCAGUUCACAACAGACUGUGGCUGGGGCUGUAUGUUACGCAGUGGACAGAUGAUGUUGGCUCAAGCUUUAAUUAUGCAUUUCCUUGGGCGAGACUGGAACUUGUUUUUGGCUUCACCCUCGCGAGAACACGACACAUUCCACAGGCAAAUCAUUAGGUGGUUUGGCGACUGCCUUAGUAAGAACACUCCAUUCUCAGUCCACAGACUUGUUCAGCUGGGUAAAGACUCUGGGAAGAUGCCUGGUGACUGGUAUGGACCAGCUUCAGUGGCACAUAUCAUAAAGAUAGCAAUGGAAAAUGCGUUUGAGUUUAAUCCAAUACUUGGCCAAGUGUGUGUUUAUGUUUCUCAGGAUAGUACAGUGUACAAACAAGAUAUAAUUGACUUGUGUACAAAACGACCUCGGGCAGAAACCUUCAACAGCAGCACCUCCCUGGAGCAUUCUUACCAGGAGACAGAGGGCGCCAGUGAGGACCACUGGAGAGCAGUGAUCAUUCUGAUCCCAGUCAGACUAGGAGGGGAGAUACUGAACCAUAUUUACACCCCGUGUAUCCAGUCAUGUCUUGCCUAUGAUAUGUGUAUUGGAGUGAUAGGAGGAAAGCCCAAACAUUCCUUGUACUUUGUUGGCUUUCAGGAUGAAAAGCUCAUCCACUUAGAUCCCCAUUACUGCCAAGAUGUGGUGAAUGUUGUGACAGAUAACAAUUUCCCUAUACAGUCUUUCCACUGUGUCACCCCCAGAAAGAUGUCUUUCUCAAAGAUGGAUCCCAGUUGCACUAUAGGUUUUUACUGUAGAACCAGGCAGGAUUUUGAACAGUUCUUUGUUCAUGCAAAAGAGUUCCUGUCCCCACCAAAGCAGAAAGGACAAUACCCAAUGUUCAUAUUUUCUGAAGGGCGCAGCAACGAAGUAAACUGUGAGUCAUACCAUCCAAAGAAUGACAAGUUUUUAAGAGUGAGACAUUUGAACGAUGAUGGGAAGCCACGUUCACCUUCAAAGGAAUCAGAAGAUUUUGUAUUUCUGUAA
Lingula anatina is the source of this 2682-nucleotide messenger RNA. RefSeq names its product cysteine protease ATG4D. Gene Ontology annotation, cellular component: cytoplasm. Gene Ontology annotation, molecular function: protein-phosphatidylethanolamide deconjugating activity; cysteine-type endopeptidase activity. The record is from RefSeq and is a predicted model, not a curated record. NCBI's taxonomy places the organism in Eukaryota, Metazoa, Brachiopoda, Lingulata, Lingulida, Lingulidae. Gene Ontology annotation, biological process: C-terminal protein lipidation; mitophagy; protein processing.